GUACACAUUUUCUUAUUUAUGUCAAAUUUUGCAACAAAUUUUUUUGCCUUACCAAUCAUGCGGUGUGGGUGCUCACCGGCGCUGGAGCUGAGGUUCUGCGAAUUCUUGUUUAGGGAUCCGAUGGAGAGCUCGGAUAUGGCAUCGCAGCCGUUGAGCGACAGGGUCACGCCGAAGCUCCUCCUCGGCUGCACGGAUUGCGUCACUGUCAUGCCGGGCGAGCCGCAGACUGGAUCCGGAAAGACAUAUACGACGGGUACCAAUUAUACUGGUGAAGCUGAUCGUGGAGGAAUAAUUGCACCUCUCAUGGAGAUGAUAUUCAGGAAAUCUGAUGCGAUGAACCGUCAUACAGAGUUCUUAAUUAGGGUAUCCUUCAUCGAGAUAUUCAAGGAGGAAGUAUUUGAUUUACUUGAUGAUCAUGGGUCUGUUGCAAAAGUGGCAGCGCCUGCUAGAGUGCCUAUUCAGAUUCGACAAAACUGCAAAUGGAAGCAUUACACUUGA
Triticum aestivum (bread wheat) is the source of this 498-nucleotide messenger RNA. RefSeq names its product kinesin-like protein KIN-4C. The transcript has 4 exons. NCBI's taxonomy places the organism in Eukaryota, Viridiplantae, Streptophyta, Magnoliopsida, Poales, Poaceae. Gene Ontology annotation, molecular function: microtubule binding; ATP binding; microtubule motor activity. Gene Ontology annotation, cellular component: microtubule associated complex. The record is from RefSeq and is a predicted model, not a curated record. The coding region runs from base 19 to 498 and encodes 159 amino acids. Gene Ontology annotation, biological process: mitotic spindle organization; spindle elongation; microtubule-based movement.